GGGGUUUUAGCCAAAAAGUAGGGUGGUUUUUGGAGGGUUUUACUUAAUAGAUGGAUAAAGGAGAGAGAAAUAGUGACAUAACUAUUUUUUUUUUCAUUUUUUGUUUUGUGGUUGUGGUCUUGUGGGUGAGAAUAGAAUUUUUUAAAAGGGUAAAAUACAAAUUAGAAAACUUGAAGAAAUAAUGUUAAUGUUUUCUUCUGGGUUUCAAAGCAAAGUUCUAAGGAAUAUCGGACAAUUUUUAAAUCUUGCAAAACCCAUCUAGUUUUUUGGGUUUUAUUGCUGCAAAACAAGGAUUUCCAAGUCUUAAAGCUUUUAGUUGAAGAAUCCUUGGGUAUGUUCACCGAGAUAUGUUGCAGAAGAGGUUAUAUAAUGGAUUCAGUGGAUAUCAGAUGCCUUUUGUUCCUAGAGCUGCGAGGUCUGCUAGGAGGAGAGGCCCACGUCAAGCAAAAUUUGUGGACAAUCAACUCUGUGCUUUUGAUUUACUUGCUACAGUAGCUGGAAAGUUACUUGAAGGUGAGAGUUCCAAGAAUACGGCAACUUCAAAAGACCAGCUAGUCGAUGCUGGAGAUGCCGUGAUGUUGGAGCAAGACGAGGGCAAUUUGUCUCUGAAUGCUGAUUGCCGUGACAUGGGAAGUGCUGAAGCCGCUUCCCUUAACCCAGAGCUUGAAUUGCAGGCUCAGAAUCAAAAGUGCAAUGUGAAUGAAAUUGUAGACACUCAUAAUGAUGCAUCCUCGCCUCCAGCUUCUGAGAUCACCUUGUCUCAUUGCUUGGAGAAGGAUGAUAAUUUCGUUAAGAUGGAUAUCAAUGAUGAAAAUAGCGAAUUUUUCAGCCCCCCCCAGAUAUCAGAGCUAUGUGUUUCUGGCCACAUUGAUCCAAAUAUUGUAAAUGUAGUUGGCGUAGACACUCAUAAUGAUCCAAAUAUUGACUCCAUGGAACUAGAAGACGGCAAGAAAGAGAUAUCAUCUUGGAAUGUGCCUGAUUUACACUGCUCAAAGGACCCUGAUGUAAACAUCAGGAAGGCUCCUCCUGCUGUUGGCGUAGAUUAUAGCAUCAAACAGUCUUUAGGUGUAGAUCACUUUAGUUGUGGGUCGAUUUCCCCUUGUAGUAAUAGUAUUGUAAAUGUAGUUGCUAGAGAUGAUGACGAAAAGUCUUUCAAGUGUACUCAACCUAGCACUAAAGCCGCUAGGUUGCCCGUAUAUAUAGGUAACCGAAAAAUAAGGAGGCUAUUGGGUUCUAAGUAUCGGAAAGUAGCUUCUAAAGUGAAGUGUGGUGAUUAUUCUGAAACUGAAUUACGCUGCAUUUACCGCAGCAGGAGAACUGGUUAUAAACGUCCCAGAUCUCGGAGGAUAUAUGCUUUUAAGAAGCGGAAGCUUUACCAAUACAGCUCGUUAUCCAAUUCUGAUGGGCAUACUGGCUCUAAAGUUGUAUAUGAUUCUCCAGGGACUGACAUUGACCAGAGUGUGUCUGCGUUCAGCACAGUCAGGCAUGGAGUCGACGGUUCUUCAUUUUGUGUUGCUGGCCAGAGCACGACCUUUGCAUCCCAGGAAUCCCACGUUAAACUGAAGAUUAGAUCCUUUAAGAUGCCGGAACUUUUUAUUGAGAUGCCGGAAACUGCUACUAUUGGCUCUCUUAAGAGAACGGUAAUGGAUGCUGUGACUGCCUUACUUGGAGGAGGAUUGCGUGUUGGGGUGCUCCUUAAAGGAAAAAAGAUUCGAGAUGAUAGUAGAACUCUUGUACAGUCUGGUAUUUGUUGUCAUGAUGAGGUAAAAUCUUUGGGUUUUGCCCUGGAGCCCAAUCCAUCAAAUAUAUGUUUCGAGGACAAUUCUCAUACAGUUUCAAUUGAUGUGCCGCAGCCUGUAUUGAGGUCUGCUAGAACUGAUAAUGAUCAGGGUGCUUCUCAUGAGCAUGUAUUGGGUAAUAUAGGCCAUUUAGUCGAGAGUGACCAUGACUCAGCACCUUUGCCUGCUGAAACCACAGCGGAUAAAGCUGCAGUUGAUUCCCGAGCUUUAGUUGCUCUUCCCGAUGGCACUCCGCAGCCGCUGGCCGCGGUUUUGGCGGCCCAAAAAUCUAAAAGAUCUGAUACGGCACAACGUAGGAUUCGACGCCCUUUCUCUGUAUCAGAAGUCGAGGCUUUAGUCCAAGCAGUAGAAGAACUUGGCACUGGGAGGUGGCGGGACGUUAAACUACGAGCUUUUGAUAAUGUGAAUUAUCGUACUUAUGUGGAUCUGAAGCACUGUUUGUAUAGAGAGAAAUGGAGAGAAAAGAAGGGGAGGAAUUUGAAAGGAUGAAGGAUUUUUUCUUUGGAUAACAAAAAGGGAGGGGAGGGAUCUGGAAGAAAAUAUGGAUAAAUUUUGUUAAGAAUACACUCUCUUUUAAAGUGGAAAGAUUUGGAGGGACAACACUCAUUUUCCUUCAUUUUCCCUUCCAUUCCCUUCUAAACAAACAAGGUGCACUCUCCCUCCUUACCAAUCCCUUUCCUCUUUCCCUUCCUUCUCUUCCCCUUUCGUUCUUUUCUCUCUUAAUUUGCUAUACAGAUAUAAUGCGACUGUGAUUAUUUCUUUGGAACAGAGGAAUACUUGUUUUAAGGUAAACUCACAUGAUGUGACAAUGUUCAAUUUUAAUUUAUGGGAAAAAAUCAGGACAAGUGGAAAACUCUGGUGCACACAGCAAAAAUAUCCCCUCAACAAAGGAGGGGAGAGCCUGUGCCUCAAGAGCUGUUGGACAGGGUCUUAUCAGCCCAUUCCUACUGGUCUGAGCAGCAGCAGCUGAAACAACCAUCCGACACUUGCCUUCUUUGAGACAUUCAACUGCAUAGGAGGCUAUUACCGGUGGCCGAUGGUGGAUAAUGUGGAUGUAUGAACAUAUAUACAGAGAACAAGCAGAUAUUUCAGUUUAGAUAUGGUAUGUCCAGAUUUAAAUUUUUACUUAUGACUUAUGUUUUUAUUAUGUUAAUGAUGAUGAUGAUCAACGAGUGUGAUGUAAAAAACUGGUGAUAGGAGGAAUGAGAUCGAAGGUGAAAGUGUUGCUUAGGAGUCAUUUGCUGCGAUCUCAUCGUUCUUCGUUCGAGGAACGGGGGAUCGAUUGGCACUUUGUAAAUGGUUGAUAUAAUAAGGGGUUUGCUAACAGACUUUUGUUUGGCACUGUAUUUCCUCACUUGUUUUUUUCUAGGGAAAAAUAGGAGUAGGUUUAGAUGGUGGUUCACUUGGCUGUUUGUUACUGAUUGUGGGAUUGUUUUUAUUGUAUCCUGGUUUUAGAUUGUUAAUAUUGAGUCAUUGACUGGUAUAAUGCUUCCUGAUUUCCCUUGUAAGUUUUAUGUAAAUGAAAAAUUUAGAUGAUUUAAUUUGGUUUGA
Amaranthus tricolor (Joseph's coat) is the source of this 3350-nucleotide messenger RNA. RefSeq names its product telomere repeat-binding protein 5-like. Lineage: Eukaryota; Viridiplantae; Streptophyta; Magnoliopsida; Caryophyllales; Amaranthaceae. The transcript is spliced from 10 exons. The coding region runs from base 348 to 2288 and encodes 646 amino acids. The record is from RefSeq and is a predicted model, not a curated record.